Microstroma glucosiphilum is the source of this 1499-nucleotide messenger RNA. RefSeq lists its product as hypothetical. The transcript has a single exon. The record is from RefSeq and is a predicted model, not a curated record. Lineage: Eukaryota; Fungi; Basidiomycota; Exobasidiomycetes; Microstromatales; Microstromataceae. Bases 92 to 1297 code for a protein of 401 amino acids. Gene Ontology annotation, cellular component: membrane.
UCGGGUCUCCUUUACCCAGUGCUGAGCAGCGGCGUGAGACAUCACUCGGCACCACUUCAUCCUUCCAGCAGUCAGCCAGUCUACUCUCGCCAUGAACAGCAUGAACCCCCGUCAACCUCUCACAGGCAGAGCACUUGCUCUAGCCUCUCCAGGGGCAGCAGCAGCAGCAGCAGCCCCGGUCCCCGUCUGGCUACCAAUCCUCUGCGCCGCCCUGUAUGUAUUCCUCGCCCUCUCGCACGCCUACCAGAGUGGAGCGACAAAGCACAGAUGCAUGCUCGUGGUAGUGCUUGGAUGUCUUAUGGGAGCGGCAGACAAUUGCUUGCAAGUAUGGGCACACUACCUGCCCGUAUCUAUGGUAGAGGCAGGGGCAGAGGCAGAGGUGAGAGCCAUCGCAGUCGCUCAACAGCUCCUGUUGCUUCUUCCGCCGCAGCUUUUUGCUGCUGUGCAGUACUUCACUUUCAGCAGGACGCUGGAGCUCUUCGGACCGGAGGUGGCCUUGCUUCGCGCUAGGCCCAAGGCCAUACUGGCUGUGUUGCUCGUACUAGAGGGGCUUGCAUUGGUGCUUCAGGCCGUCGCAGUGGGGCUAAGUGCUGAUGGUCUGACGGCGACGGGAGAGGUUGGAACAGGACGUGGCGUGACCGGAGCCAUUCUACUUAUCGCUGGGCUGGGCAUGCGACUCCUAGCCUGUCUGCUCUUCCUCUGCACAAUCGUCGUCUUCCUGACUAGGACAGCACAACUCAGGGACCCGGCCGUCGAGUACUACUCCCACUACACGCCUCGCCUGCGCCUCUUCACAGCAGUUCUCGCAGUGGGCAACCUCCUCGUCACAUCCAGCUGCAUCUUUCGCCUCGUCCAAACCACCAUGGGGAGCAGCGCAAAGCUCACACGAGUGGAGUGGUACUCCUACGCAUUCUACGAACUACCUCUCCUCCUCUGCGUCCUGCUCCUCGGAAUUUUCCACCCAGGGCACGUCUUACCUCUCGAGCACGAUGGAGCCGUCACCGAAGCUGGCGAGCUGCGUGAAGCCCUGGUAGAGGGCAUGACACCGCUCCCUCCCAGGGGCAUCUCUCGAGCCGCUAGCAGCUUCCAUUGUCGAGCAGGUGGGCGCGUCCCACAAUCACCCCUGUCGCCAACGAUGAUGUGGCGAGAGCGGGCGGCGAACACAGGUCGUGGAGUGGUGCACUCCAGGAAUGUAUCGAUGCCAGAUUCGAAUACGACAAUUGUGGACGUGGACCGCGAGGGGCAGGAGAUGACGUAUGUAGAGUUCUUGUCUAGCGAGGGUGCUAGCAAAGUUUAGGGAGAGCCCUAAUGGAGUGACCCUGGCAUCAGAGAUUUGUCGUGUAGCUUACUUGACAGCUCGAGAGGCAUUCCUUUCGCGACACCGUUGAUUGUAUCGUCUGAUCUAGCUCGUCGAGAACUUUAUUAUUAUGCUAUCUCAUUGCCAAUUGUAUCCUGGCUCGAUACAUCACACAGUCCGUCUGCGAUGAGUCUUUGCCUCG